This is a messenger RNA of Mycetomoellerius zeteki, 322 nucleotides long. RefSeq lists its product as uncharacterized. The record is from RefSeq and is a predicted model, not a curated record. The annotation marks the transcript as partial. Lineage: Eukaryota; Metazoa; Arthropoda; Insecta; Hymenoptera; Formicidae. The transcript has 2 exons.
AUGGAUAUGGCAUAUCGAAAUGCUGUUUUUUUACAUAUCAAUGAACAAUUAGAAAAUGUUUAUCAUUAUAAUGAUAGACCACGUUUUCACAUAAGGGAUGAUCCAUUUCAAUUAUCUGAAAGGCAAUUUAUAAAUAUUUUUCGAUUGAAAAAAGAAACAACAAUCAGGUUUAUUGAUAUUGUAGAAAAUUAUAUAGAACCAUUACGACCUACUGCUUUGGACGCAACUUUACAAGUUUUAGCAGCAUUACGCUUUUUUGCAUCAGGAAGCUAUCAGAAUUGCAUAGGACAUAAUAUUCAUACAGCAAUUAAUAUUCAUACAU